This is a messenger RNA of Paracoccidioides lutzii Pb01, 2064 nucleotides long. Its product is annotated as D-xylose-proton symporter. The transcript is spliced from 3 exons. Gene Ontology annotation, molecular function: myo-inositol:proton symporter activity. Bases 1 to 2064 code for a protein of 687 amino acids. Gene Ontology annotation, cellular component: membrane. The record is from RefSeq and is a predicted model, not a curated record. Gene Ontology annotation, biological process: transmembrane transport.
AUGAAACUCUUCGAAUCUGACGCAGAACCAGGCGUCUCCGACCGCUCCUCCUCUGAACUCGAUCACAUAGCCACCACUACGACAAACCGAAAAGCCUCCUAUACAACCGCGAGCACCCCAACUCCCUUUCCCACACAACGGCAACACUCGUUCGUCCCGUCACAGCGCGAAUCACUCACUGCUGCAGAACGCGCACGGCGGAACCUCAAUGCUAAGCUCGCAAACCCCCUUGCUGGUCUCAGCCAUGCCACGCUCAUGAAACGCGGCGGCCGCUAUGCCCGCCAGCACCAGAUCGGCGACGAGGAGGAUAUCCGCGCCUUUGAACUAGGCGCGGUGCUGGCGCAGGCGCCGGAGAAAUAUGAAAGUGUCCAGGGUUUGACGGAGAAGGAGCUGGAGGUGCUCAGGAAGGAGUUUACGAAUCGGUGGUCGCAGCCCGGUCUUAUGUAUCUGGUUAUCAUUCUUUGCUCGCUCAGCGCGGCCGUUCAAGGGAUGGACGAAUCCGUCGUCAAUGGAGCCCAGAUCUUCUACAAAUCCCAAUUCGGCAUCGGCGGCCUCGACCCACGCUCAACAUGGCUCGUUGGCCUCGUGAAUGCAGCUCCGUAUCUGUGCUGCUCCCUAAUAGGCUGUUGGCUUACGGUCCCCUUUAACCACUGGUUCGGCCGGCGCGGCACAGUGUUUAUUACCUGCUGUUUCUCCGCUAUCGCGUGCUUUUGGCAAGGCUUCGUGAACUCAUGGUGGCAUUUAUUCAUCAGUCGCUUUGCCCUAGGGUUCGGAAUCGGCCCCAAAUCAGCCACAGUGCCCAUUUAUGCUGCAGAAACAACCCCACCAGCCAUUCGUGGUGCGCUGGUUAUGCAAUGGCAGAUGUGGACUGCCUUCGGCAUCAUGCUCGGCUACAUGUCUGACCUUGUCUUCUUCGAGGUGCACGACACUCCCACCGUGACUGGGCUAGGGUGGCGUUUGAUGUUAGGCUCCGCCAUGUUCCCUGCCAUGUUGGUAUGCACCUUCGUUUUCGCCUGUCCCGAGUCCCCCCGCUGGUAUAUGAGCAAAGGUAGCCAUUAUAAAGCAUACCGAUCUAUGUGUCGUUUGCGCUUUAUGAAAGUACAGGCAGCCCGCGACCUGUUCUACAUGCACACUCUGCUCGAGGCGGAGGCGACCAUGAAGUUGGGUCAAGCCAAGAUUCUUGAAUUAAUCACCGUCCCGCGCAAUCGACGUGCACUAAUCGCCUCCGAAAUUGUCAUGUUUAUGCAACAGUUCUGUGGUGUAAACGUAAUAGCCUACUACUCCUCCGAAAUCUUCCUGGACGCUGGCUUCUCUCAAAAAGCGUCUCUAGCCGCCUCCUUCGGCUUUGGAGUUAUCAAUUGGCUCUUCGCAAUCCCAGCUAUCUACACAAUCGAUACAUUCGGCCGUCGCAAUCUCCUCCUCGUCACCUUCCCGCUCAUGGGCCUGUUCCAGUUGCUGACGGGGUUCUCCUUCUGGAUCCCCACCGACGGCUCUGCCACCAUGCGCAGAGCCCACACCGGCUGCGUCGCGCUGGGUAUCUAUCUCUUUGGCAUCGCAUACUCUCCCGGCGAAGGUCCCGUACCCUUCACUUAUUCGGCCGAGGCGUACCCGCUCUACGUGCGUUCGCAUGGCAUGGCGCUGGCGACGUCGACGACGUGGUUUUUCAACUUCAUGCUUGCGAUUACGUGGCCGAGUUUGAAGCAUGCGUUUAAACCGCAGGGUGCGUUUGGGUGGUAUGCAGGUUGGAAUAUUGUUGGAUUUUGCCUUGUGCUGCUGUUCAUGCCGGAGACGAAGGGGAAGACGCUUGAGGAGCUGGAUCAGGUGUUCUCGGUGCCUACAAUGGUGCAUGCUAAGUAUGGGGUGGCGGAGCUUGUGUAUGUUUUCCGCAAAUAUUUGUUGCGGCAGAAGGGGUUGAAGAAGGUGGUGCUUUUUGAGAGGGAUGACGGGGGCAGUGAGAAGAGAAGGGCUGACAGUGGGAGCACGGGUGGCAAUAUUGAUAUGAAGGCUAUUGUUAAUGGGAGGGGGGUGGAGUUGAGUGAUGAGGGGAGGUUGGAGAAUGGAUAA